AUGGCUACUGCCACUUGUGAGUUGAAGUGGCUAAAAGGUCUGCUGUCAUCUUUGGGUAUAUCUCAUCCUCAACCUAUACGCUUGUUUUGUGACAAUCAAGUUGCUCUGCACAUUGCUGCAAACCCUAUCUUCCAUGAGCGACCAAACAUAUUGAAGUUGAUUGUCAUUUCAUUCGCAAUGAGCUCCAAGCCGGCACCAUUGCGCCUUCCUAUGUCCGUACCGGUGAACAAGUUGCCGACAUUUUCACAAAGGCUCUUGGACAAAAACAGUUUGAUUUUUUCCUUCCCAAGCUGGGCAUUCGCAAUCCUCAUGCACCACCUUGAGGAGCAAGAACUCCGAUCGAAUUUUGCGUUGACUUCUUCACAACAACUCACUCUUGGACCCAAAUUCGUAGCAGCGAAAGCAAGUCCAUCUCUGGUUAUUGAAGCAAAGGCCACAACCAGGAGGGAAGACAGGCUUGCUCGACAUGCCCGUAUUAGAAAGAAGGUUGAAUGGACACCAGAGAGGCCAAGGUUGUCUGUCUUUCACUCCAACAAGCAUAUCUAUGUCCAGGUGAUCGAUGACACUAAGAUGCACACCCUUGCUUCAACUUCAACAAUGCAGAAACCCAUAUCUGAAGAAUUUGAUUAUUCUCCUGGACCUACAGUUGAAGUGGCAAAGAGGGUUGGUGAAAUCAUUGCUAAGAACUGUUUGGAGAAAGGAAUGACAAAGGUAGCAUUUGACCAGGGUGGUUACCCUUACCAUGGGCGUGUUGGUGUUGAAGCCCUUGCUAAUGCUGCGAGGGAACAUGGUCUUCAAUUCUGAAACUUGGUAGUUACUUUUUCUGUUUCUCCAAGCACUCAACAUUGUUUUAUGUUUUACCCUUUUUU
Messenger RNA from Nelumbo nucifera (sacred lotus), 869 nucleotides. The record is from RefSeq and is a predicted model, not a curated record. Lineage: Eukaryota; Viridiplantae; Streptophyta; Magnoliopsida; Proteales; Nelumbonaceae.